Molecule: messenger RNA, 944 nt
Organism: Gasterosteus aculeatus aculeatus (three-spined stickleback)
Lineage: Eukaryota; Metazoa; Chordata; Actinopteri; Perciformes; Gasterosteidae
Gene: hddc3
Product: HD domain containing 3
Molecular function (GO): guanosine-3',5'-bis(diphosphate) 3'-diphosphatase activity
Source: RefSeq, a predicted model, not a curated record
CAUCCUUAACAUCACAGGACAUUUCUUAGCACUAGCGUCAAAGAGCUGGCAGUUUUGUGGAAAUAACCUCACAAAAAUGUCUAGAAAGCAUCAGAAAUGAAGCAGCAUGUAUUUGUGAAAACAUUGUAAAAGGGGGCGAUAAUCUGAUAUUAAAAGCUACCUGCUGCUUCCGUAGCUAAAAAAGGCGGAACAUAUCUCAUCUUCGUCUGCGGUUUCCACCCGGACCACACAAAGGUCGGACUGCUACACCGGUGGUUAAAAAGGGGGACGUUGAAGUCCAGUCGCAGCAUUGUUUCUUAUUCUUCUUCCUGUCAUUACUUUUCCACCAUGAAUUCCGACACAGCCCUACUUUUAGAAACCGUUCACUUCGCGGCGGAGAAACAUCGCAGCCAACGACGGAAAGACCCCGAAGCAACGCCGUACAUUAACCACCCCAUCGGAGUGGCCAGAGUCCUCACACAUGAAGGCGGCAUCACAGACAUCGAGGUCUUGCAGGCGGCUCUGCUGCACGACACCGUGGAGGACACCGACACCUCGCUCGCCGAGCUGGAGGCCAAGUUCGGGCCUAUCGUGGCUCGGAUCGUGGAGGAGGUGACGGACGACAGGAACCUGUCCAAAGAGGAGAGGAAGCAGCAGCAGGUGGAGCACGCGGCGCACAGCAGCCGCCAAGCCAAGCUGGUCAAACUGGCUGACAAACUGUACAACCUGAGGGAUUUGAACCGCUGCACGCCGAAGGGUUGGACAGCCGAGCGGGUGCAGGAGUAUUUCGUCUGGGCCCGCGAGGUGCUGAGAGGCCUGAAAGGAACCAACUCGGCUCUGGAGGAGAAGCUGGAGGAGCUGUUCAGGCAGAGAGGAAUCCAGCUGUGACGACGCAGCGGACCGAUCCACUUACAAAGAAGAUACUUUUUGAUUUGUAAAUUCUAGAAAUAAACCCUAUCAUUACA